Lucilia cuprina (Australian sheep blowfly) is the source of this 1790-nucleotide messenger RNA. Its product is annotated as zinc finger protein 527. Bases 340 to 1560 code for a protein of 406 amino acids. The transcript has 2 exons. Gene Ontology annotation, molecular function: zinc ion binding. NCBI's taxonomy places the organism in Eukaryota, Metazoa, Arthropoda, Insecta, Diptera, Calliphoridae. The record is from RefSeq and is a predicted model, not a curated record. Gene Ontology annotation, cellular component: nucleus.
GAGCAAAAUUUUGUGUGACUUUAAGAAAGGUUUUGGGGACUGGGAGAUUUGUAGUUUAACGCUUAUAUUGUGUUUUGGUAUGUUAGGUAAACCUUUAGUUGUGAGAAGAGAAUAUUAUUUGUUUAUUAUGGUUUAAAGAGAGGCCGCAAGGCCCUGAGUUGGUGAGUGUGAGAGAAAGUCUUACUUAAAAAUUUCCAGCUAAAGGCUCUCGAAAAGACCUUUAAAGAUUUCUAUUUCAAAAUGUAUUGGGAGUCCAAUGUGUAAACAAGACUUUUUUUAGAUUAAAUAAAUUUAAAAAUUAUUAAUAAUAAUAACAAGUAUUAAAUUAAUUUAAAUAAUAUGAUGAAUCAAAACGUGUGUCGCUGCUGUUUAAAGGAAAAUCCUUCAAAAACCUAUAAGAUAUUCGAUAAAUAUAGCAAUUUAUGGGAGGAUUUAAAGGUGUGUUUACCGUUUUCCAUAAAAUGUGAAAACAAUGAUGGUUUGCCACAAAUAAUCUGUGUUGAAUGCUGGCUGCAGGUGCAACAGUUUAAAGCAUUUCGCCAGCAAUGUGUGCUGGCCGAUGAGCAGCUACGGCAACGUUAUACGGAUUAUAAAAAUCAAGCUGUAGAAGAGGUCUUGGGUUUGAUAGAGAAGUUAAGACAGGAAGAUAAUAAUGUGAUAACUAACUGGCAGGAGAAAGAAGUAGAGGAGUUUAAUGAAUUUCCUCAUGAUUUAAAUGAUUUUGAUAACUUUGAAUUUUCUCACCUGCCAAGUGAUUUGGAUUUAUAUAGCUCUUCCCAUGAUAGUGGUAUAUUUGAGGAGAAUUUAUCGCCACAAAGUUGUUACAAUUUUGAAAAUUUUCUACAAUCUUCCACAAAUCAAAAAAACUUAAAUGAUAUUCCCUCACCUUCUACUAAAUCUUCAGAUUCAGAUAUUUCCUCUAGAAGAAAAUCCUAUAAAGGACCUUUUCCUUGCAAUUAUUGUGAUAAAAAAUUUACCCGUAAUUUUCAACUGAAACUACAUCUUAUAUCGAUACAUCAAAUAGGCGAUGGCCUACAGUAUACCUGUCAAAUCUGCACAAAAACUUUUGCCUCCAAUCACAGUUUAAGUUAUCAUCAGAAAUCGGUGCAUUAUCAGCAAAAACCUCAUUUUUGUCCUCAAUGUGAUCGACAAUUUGUGCUCAAAUCUCAAUUGGUAUCACACAUGCGCAUACAUACUGGCGAAGCUAAACCGCGCAUCUUUGAGUGUCAGGAGUGUGGUAAAAAAUGGCCCACUAGAUCUGAUCUAAGAACCCAUAUGAGAUCUCAUGACCCCAACAUGGAAAGACCCUUUAAAUGUGAUCGCUGUGAAAAGAGUUUUUUCACUCGAGGCCAUUUAACCUCACACCAGUUAGUGCAUACUGGAGAGAAACCAUUUGCCUGUGAGUACUGCAAUAGAUCAUAUCAAAGUGUUGGUAAUCUAAAUAAUCAUAUGGCUCGACGCCAUAUCAAGGAAAUAGUGCAUAGAGAGCAGAAAUCCCUAGAGGAUUCUCCUAUAGCUAAUGACGACAGGCAAGAAGAAAUGGUAUUAAUGGAACUUUAAAAUAUUAAAAAAAAUGUUUUUGAUAAUAAUUUUUAUUUAAAAAGUUAUAGUCAAGGUAUUAGUUUUUUUGCAAAUUUAAAUUCUAUAUAUAUAUGUUUGUUUUCCUUUUAACUUUUGUUUUCCUUUUUAACAUUAACAUAUUCUCCCAAAAAUAGUAUUAAUGAUUCAUAAGAUAAGUUAACAUCUAUGUUUAGUAUUAAAUAAUUAAAAUUAAUUUCUAUUAAUUAAAA